AUGGUUAGACGCACCUGUUUAGUGGUCCUGCUGUUUGCUACCACCAUCUUUACCCCCCUCGAUGGAGCGCAGGACAUUUUCUCCAUACUGAAACCGGUGGGCAGUCCGGUUGGCUCGGUCGGGCGCAAGAAGCUUUUCGUGACGCGCGUCGGCCAGUGCGCGGGCAAGAAAAACCUGCCCGUGUACGUACCGGAUAUGCGUAUUGCGGCGCACAAUCGCACCAGCUACGUGGUCAGCGGAGAGGUAUACUUUCGCGAGAACAUACCCAGCUAUCGGCUCUCGGUGGCGAUCAAGCAGUGUGACGACAUGCGGGCAACGGUCAACUGUCGCCCGUUUCUGAGCAACAUCGUCAAUACGGACGGGUGCGCACUGCUGCAAGCAUCGGGCACGAUGUACGGCGAGUAUUUGCAAAACUUUCGGCCCCCGUUGAAAUGUCCGUUCUGGAACGGGACGUACGUGAUGGGGCCAACGCUGGUGGACGAUGGUUUGGUGAAAUAUUUGCCCGGUUCGGGCAGCACCUAUUGGGAGGUACGCAUGACGGGUCGCAUACGGGAGCGUUUGAUGUACUGCGUGGUGAUGCAGCUGAAUGUGCGGCCGAAGAAGUCUUCCAGCAAUCGUAACUAAUUAUCACAGUACGGGAAUGGCAUUGUUGAAUCUGAAAUGUAUUGGAAAAACA
Molecule: messenger RNA, 676 nt
Organism: Anopheles coluzzii
Lineage: Eukaryota; Metazoa; Arthropoda; Insecta; Diptera; Culicidae
Exons: 2
Coding region: 1-624 (207 amino acids)
Source: RefSeq, a predicted model, not a curated record